This is a messenger RNA of Nicotiana tabacum (common tobacco), 1131 nucleotides long. The record is from RefSeq and is a predicted model, not a curated record. NCBI's taxonomy places the organism in Eukaryota, Viridiplantae, Streptophyta, Magnoliopsida, Solanales, Solanaceae.
GGAGAGCUGAAGAUGAAAGAGCAAUUUUUUGAGACAACUUGCAACAUCGUUGUAAUAUUCUGUGUUUGUGCGAAUAUAUAUUCCUUAUUCAUUAUCGUGCCGAGGUAAACGGUCACCGUCCUUACGCACGUGUUCCGACUUCCGGCGAUCUCAUCUACUCGUAAAACCCAGCAACUCACAAAAAUCAGAACUUUAUUAGAGUUGCCAGAACAAAGAAAUAUAGCUAUGAAAGCUUUGUUAUAUCCCGACCCAUUGAUAUCUCCAGUACCAAUUACAAAAACCAGACCUUUUUUGAAUCCUCAAACUUCCGUUCGAAUUCCCAUUAAACGCGUCGACUAUUGGGUCGGGAAAAGCAGUUAUUCGGCCAUUAAUGCUGUAUUGGAUUCGGCAUCGAUUGAUGAACAAGAACCCGAUAUUAAGAACCCGUCUCUGUCAACUUCGUAUCGGAAUUCUGAGUUACCAAAGCCCAAUCAGACUGUACUGGAAGCUCAAACCAAAGUUUGUACUGGGCCAACUCAAACCAGGCCUCUCACUGAGGAACAUGCCUUCAAGGUUUUGGACACCAUUUUGAAAUCAGCAAAGGGAGAGCUCAAAGACGAAGAACCAGUAUCAAAAGCACAACUUGGGGCAUUUUUUUCUGCAAUGACCAUUCGUGCAAAUGCCUUCCCAGAGCCAACCCAAUGGAGUGAAGGGGAAAGGCGUGCAAUGAACCAUUAUUGGCCGCAAUUGAUUCGAGUGCUUCCCCAGGAUACCAUAUUUAUUGCUGAUCCAGAAGGCUCGAUAAUGGGAGUUGGCAGUUCAAUAGGCCCUCAAUUCGUUGGUAAUGGUACUGCGGAGAUGAGACUCGUUGGUGCCCUUAGGGAAGUUUUGGCUGGGGGUCAUCUUGGAUAUGAGGAAGUUCAGGGUGUUCUAAAAGAUGUCCUUCCAUUGAAAGCAGGAGAAAUGGAAUCAUCUAGUGCAAGUGAGUCACUGUUUUCUGCAUUUAUGAUAGGCCAACGAAUGAAUCGGGAAACAGAUCGUGAGCUGAAAGCCUACUGCCUUGCAUUUGAUAAUGAACUUGGCCCUGCACCAGUUGCUGAUGUAAACUCAUUGACUCACUACGGUGAGCCUUAUGAUGGAAAUACCCGCUAC